UUUUACGAUGUAAAGAAACGGAUUCUGAUUCUUCUGGAUAAGUUGAGGUUAGCCGGUAACCAUACAUUUGUACAGAGGUUUAACGCAAAUAUCCGAUUUAAAAAUAUUAACUUUUGUCAUUUCUAAAUAUGAAAGACGCUCCCCAACAAGACUUUGCUACCCCAGACAAACAAGAAGCAAGAUCAUUCUUGAGAGAACGAUUUCUAAGGGCCCUAGCACACGUAUCAGAUAAAGAGUGCACUCUCCAUUUGUAUGACAAAUCAAAUGUGAAUGCCAAGUUUGGUGGGAUAGAUGUGGACAUGUUCAAGUUGUAUGUGAAGGAUCUUCAGACUCCAAUGUUCCAGCAUCCUCAUGCAAUAGUGAGGACAAGUGAUAUACUAAGUAUAGACGUGCCCAAGGCUAGCUACCAGAAACUGCUUGCCCCACACAAAGAAGGACAAAACGGUAAUGAACCUAUGGAAUCAUAAGCGGAUGGAAUAUUUACAAUGCGGACUGUAAAAGCAUUCCUUUCAUGAAAUGAUUCUUGUGUUUUUUAAGUGUUUCCUAUAGUAUGAAUGUAAAAUUUACAUGUUUCACUCAAGUUUUAUUAUUAAAUAAAUUUUGUAAUUGAUAA
Messenger RNA from Homalodisca vitripennis (glassy-winged sharpshooter), 613 nucleotides. Its product is annotated as gem-associated protein 7-like. Gene Ontology annotation, biological process: spliceosomal snRNP assembly. Bases 129 to 467 code for a protein of 112 amino acids. The record is from RefSeq and is a predicted model, not a curated record. The transcript is spliced from 2 exons. Lineage: Eukaryota; Metazoa; Arthropoda; Insecta; Hemiptera; Cicadellidae. Gene Ontology annotation, cellular component: SMN-Sm protein complex.